Molecule: messenger RNA, 1251 nt
Organism: Teleopsis dalmanni
Lineage: Eukaryota; Metazoa; Arthropoda; Insecta; Diptera; Diopsidae
Product: ribonuclease H2 subunit B-like
Exons: 1
Coding region: 102-1145 (347 amino acids)
Biological process (GO): ribonucleotide metabolic process; RNA catabolic process
Cellular component (GO): nucleoplasm; ribonuclease H2 complex
Source: RefSeq, a predicted model, not a curated record
UACACAUGAUUUUGUACAGCGGUUAAUGGUUUUGUUUAUGAUUAAAGCAUACUUCAAGAUUUUCGCGCAAAAAUAAAUGCAAAGAAAUUUUAUUAGCAAAUAUGAGCGAAAUAAAAUCUACGCGUUCUUCUAAAUCAGAAACCAAAUUAAAUGAUUCAACAAAAGACAAUAAAACGGUUAAAGCAUCAUCUAUAAGAAAAGUAUUUUAUAUUGCCGAUUCUUUACUGGAAAAUGCCGAUAAUGAAUUGCGAUUGGAACGCUUCUUUCAUCCGGGCAAAGGUACUACCGCGCUAUUUAUAACAUGUUCCAAUAAAAUCAUUAUGGAAGUAUUACAGUUCUCUGAACCACGACGAAGUUGGCUAAUAGAUUCAAAUGUAUGUUCCAAUGGACGUAUUUAUGUUACUACACCGAUUGAUGUCACAUUUUUGGCAAUACAUCAUAUACGCAAGCAUUGCACCCAAAGAGCACUGGAAUUACAUUGCAUGCAAAGUGAAGAUUUAAGCACUUCUCGCCUGCUUACGACUUUUGUAGACAAAGACACAUUAGGUUGCGUAGCUGAUGUUAAAAGAAUAGCUGGUUCCAAAACGGUGUUUUAUAAGUACAAUGCAGAAAAAACGUUAGCUUGGUUAGCGCUUAAAACCCGAAACAUUGCGAAUGUGCUUAAAAGCAAAGGAAUUUAUUGCGGACUGAGCGCCGUGUCACAUAAUUACACUCCCAGCGAGAAUUCAACAGCUGAAGAUCUGAUUAACGAUAUUGACUAUUUGCGUAUGGCGUGUGAUAUUGUUGGUGGUUAUAUUGACUUGGAUUUACACGACGAGCUCACUAAAUAUUUUGAAAUACAACCGGAAAUAAAGGCCAUCGUUGAGGAGCAGAAACAGGCAAAUAAACGAAAAUCCUUGCAAUCACUUAAUUCAAAUGAUAAUAAAAAAAUUAAACUUGAAAACACGAAUGAUACAAGUGCUAGUGGAAAAUUAAAAAAUAGUAGCCUAUUAGAUGACUCACUGGAUGAUGAUAAAUCUAAUAUAAUCGUUAAUGAUGUACCAAAGGCACCAGCACCUAAGGAGCGCGUACUCACAGCUAAGGAGAAAGCAUUAGCCAAAAGCGCAAAGGGAACAAAAAGCAUAUCUUCAUUUUUCAAGAAAUAAAUCUUAAGUUAUUUUUAGUUAAGGAUGAUAUGUAAUAAUCUUCACUUUAAGUACAUUUAUUGUGUAAUCGUUAUUAUUAUAUUUAGUAAAUAUCAUUAGAUUUGAA